Molecule: messenger RNA, 1197 nt
Organism: Gossypium raimondii (Peruvian cotton)
Lineage: Eukaryota; Viridiplantae; Streptophyta; Magnoliopsida; Malvales; Malvaceae
Product: receptor-like protein 15
Exons: 1
Coding region: 1-1197 (398 amino acids)
Molecular function (GO): protein binding
Source: RefSeq, a predicted model, not a curated record
AUGGGAUUAUGCAACUUGGUCAAUCUUGAAUUCCUGGAUCUGUCUCUAAAUCAUCUGUCUGGGACUAUUCCAUCUUGCUCUAAUCUACAAAAGGUGUUGCAUGUACAUUUGGCCAAAAAUGAACUUGGUGGAACACUGUCAGAUGCCCUUUUUAUAAACUCUUCAUUGGUAACAUUGGAUUUCAGUGAAAAUAACUUAACAGGAAGAAUUCCAGAUUGGAUUAGCACGCUACCUGCUUUGAGCGUUUUUCUUCUAAAAGCAAAUCAAUUAGAAGGUGAAUUUCCUGUACAUUUAUGCAGACUGCAAUCAUUAAGCAUCUUGGACCUGUCACAGAAUAAACUUUCUGGUCAUAUACCUUCCUGUUUAAGUAAUUUAACUCUCAAGCCAAGGAGUGAAAAGUCUUACACCGGAUCUACUGAUUUUGGGCUUCUUUUAUUUGAUAAGAUAAUAGUAGACAUGGGACUAACAAUAUAUAAUCUCAUAGGCGAUUCAGAGACUGUAAAAGACUAUCCUUUUACCUUCCAAGAAGAAGAGGUAGAGUUUUCAACAAAGGGUGCAAGAUACACGUACAAGGGUAAUAUUCUUGAAUUGUUGUCCGCAAUUGAUCUCUCUUGCAACCAAUUCACAGGGAUAAUCCCACCUGGAUUGGGGAAUUUGAGUGAAAUUCGAGGGUUAAACGUGUCACAUAACAACUUAACUGGACCUAUCCCCUCAACUUUUUCAAAACUCAAGCAGAUUGAGAGUUUGGACCUUUCCUACAACAAUUUAAAUGGAAGGAUCCCCCCUCAACUGACUGAGGUGACCACUUUGGAGGUAUUCAGUGUCGCACACAACAACUUGUCGGGGCCUCUUCCUGAUAGGAAAAAUCAAUUUGAGACCUUCGAAGAGAGAAGUUACAAGGGAAACCCUCUUCUUUGUGGACCUCCCUUGAACAAGAGUUGUAAUGAAUGUGACUCACUAGGAACUCCAAGUGCUUCAUCUAGUGAAGAAGAACACGGUUUUAUAGACAUGGGUGAUUUCUAUAUCAGCUUUGGAGUUUCCUAUGCAAUUAUAUUCUUGGCAACUAUUAUUGUACUCUACAUAGACCCAUAUUGGAGACUAGCAUGCUUUCAUUGCGUCGAAGACUAUAGCAUCGCCUGCUAUUUCUUCAUUGUGGAUAGUCUUCGUCGGUUGCUCUACUUCAAAAGAAACAUCUAA